Toxotes jaculatrix (banded archerfish) is the source of this 2543-nucleotide messenger RNA. It is a transcript of the gene tgfbr2l, whose product is annotated as transforming growth factor beta receptor-like. Gene Ontology annotation, biological process: transforming growth factor beta receptor signaling pathway; cellular response to growth factor stimulus; heart development. The record is from RefSeq and is a predicted model, not a curated record. Gene Ontology annotation, cellular component: plasma membrane; signaling receptor complex. Lineage: Eukaryota; Metazoa; Chordata; Actinopteri; Toxotidae. The transcript is spliced from 8 exons. Gene Ontology annotation, molecular function: SMAD binding; metal ion binding; activin receptor activity. The coding region runs from base 130 to 1902 and encodes 590 amino acids.
UCUGGGCUUCUCUCUGUGCAUACAUGAGUGUCUCUGCGCUGAACGCCAACCGACCGACCGACCGACCGACUGACGGACUGACGGACUGACCGAGCGCCCGUGAGUUCCCCCGGCUAACUUUGCCCGCAGAUGAUGGCUCGGUGCUGGACGUUUUGGACCGGGAUCAUCGUCCUAGUGACUGCCUGUCUUCCAGUCGUUGUCCAGUCUUUUAGCCACCUGAGCUUCAACCUCUGUAAGUGGUGUGAGGUGUCCAGUCCGGUGUGUAAAGACAGCGUCUGUGUUAGUAACUGCACCCUGUCCUCCUUCUGCACCGUCAUCGAGGAGAUCUGCAUCGCCAUUUGGAGGAAGACCAAUGACACAAUGACGGUGCACACGAUGUGUCAUCACCCCAGUCUGCCACUAGAGGGCGUAGACCCCGGCCUGUUGCUGAAUUUCACCUCCAGAGAGUGUCACAUGGUCCCACAGCCUGCAGAGGAUGGAGCCAUGAUGGUCUGUGGCUGCCAGGGAGAACAUGAAUGCAACGACAAACUCAUCUUCAACAAGGGAGCCAACGGUUUCUUCAAGCUGCAGAGUAAAGAUGUGAUCCCGGUGGUGGUGGUUAGUUUGGUGCCUCCUGUCCUGGUGGCCAUCAUCGCCACUGCUGCUUUCUACUUCUAUCGCACACACUGCCCUGACAAACCUGGCCCCCCUGCACGACCUGACUGGUCCACCAAACGCAGUCCAGAGCUCUACCAGGGUUUGGAUAUGCCGCGUGGGGGACGGGUUGCUCGGUCGGAGGGCGGAGGAGGAGGUGUGACAGGUCCUGGAUCUGAAGGGGAGGAAUCUAACUCCAAGGUACCAUCGCUCAACAAUGACAUCAUCAGUGACAUCACAGAUUGGCAAGGUCAACGGACUGAUCCACUGCCCAUCAAACUGGAGGUCCUGGUGGGGAAGGGGCGCUUUGCUGAAGUAUGGAGGGCAUGCCUGCUGCAGCCUGAGAAGGGUGGAGUCAACAGUUACGAAACAGUGGCAGUGAAGGUGUUUCCAGCCGUAGAGUACGCCUCGUGGAGAAAUGAGCGCUCCAUCUUCUCUGACUCCAAACUGGAGCACGACAACGUGGUUCAGUUCCUGGCAGCUGAAGAGAGGGGUCCGCCUGGUCACGCCCUCAGAAAAUACUGGCUGGUUUUGGCCUAUCACAGUCUUGGCAACCUGCAGGACUUCCUCACAGCAAACAUACUGAGCUGGGAAGAACUUAUUGCCAUGGCAGGCAGCAUUGCUAAAGGUUUAGCUCAUCUCCAUAGUGACACAACACCCAGCGGGAUAUCAAAGGUGCCAGUUGCCCAUCGGGACCUGAAGAGCAGUAACAUUGUGGUAAAGAGCAGGAAGGACUGUGCUCUGUGUGACUUUGGUCUGGCACUGAGAUUGGACCUGUCCCUCACUGUGGACGACUAUGCUAACAGUGGACAGGUGGGGACAGCUCGCUACAUGGCUCCUGAGGUACUUGAGUCCAGGGUGAACCUGGAGGACCUUGAGGCCUUCAAACAGAUGGAUGUUUACUCCAUGGCUCUGGUCCUCUGGGAGAUGGCCUCCCGCUGCCAUGCCAUCGGAAAAGUGGAGAGCUACGAGCCGGCGUUUGGCUCCAAGGUCUGUGAGCAGCCCUGUGUGGACAGUAUGAGAGACCUGGUGCUGAGGGACCGAGGACGGCCUGACAUCCCCUCAGCGUGGACGCAGCACCAGGGGAUGAGUGUCUUCUGCUCCACCAUCACUGAGUGCUGGGAUCACGACCCAGAGGCCAGACUGACGGCUCACUGUGUGGUGGAGCGCUUCAACGCCCUGCAGCAGCAGGAAGAGGAGGAGGAGGAGGAAGAACUGAGACCAGAAGCUGACCGACAGGAGGACGAAGAGAGACAAAAGAACUCAUAGAUGCCAGGCAACGACCAGAUUCACUCCUCCACUGCUGCUUCCUCGACCUCCUCCUCUUCCUCCCUCUAGGUCCCUGGUUUUUGUCAUGACAGCAGUGGUCGGUACUUCCAUUACUUUGGUCCAGACUGAAAUAUCUCAACAACUAAAGGCCGGAUUGUGACGAAAAUCAAUUCUAAAACCAGGCUUGAUCAGGUGCAUGUAAACGUGUUCUCAGAUUACCUGCACACCCCAGAGUGUGACCUGGCGGUGUGAAACACAGCCAUUGCCCCCCCUACAGACAAACAGUACAAUUAUCACUAAUGUUUUCUCUGUGGGACGUCCUGGAUUUUUCACCUGGAGUCCAGAGAAGACAGACGAAUCCGAAGACUGACUUUGUGCCUUAAGAUGGUGGACUCGCUUUUGUCCCGAUCAGAGUGAGCAGUGAGAGGAGAUGUGAUGAGUACAGGCCUCACCUGGUACCUUCUCUGCUGGCGGAGACAGACGCUCAGUGGACACUCAAUAGGAAAAUAUUUCAUUUUCUUGGAGCCGGUCUCCAUUUUGUUUUGGUAUAACUCUUUAAUAGUGACUGUGAUUAUCAUUACUAUAACCUUGUAUGGAUUUUUUGCCCAGUGGAGGGAAUUUGCUUAAAAUCAAAAUCUGGA